This is a messenger RNA of Indicator indicator, 555 nucleotides long. RefSeq names its product homeobox protein PKNOX2-like. The record is from RefSeq and is a predicted model, not a curated record. The transcript has 4 exons. NCBI's taxonomy places the organism in Eukaryota, Metazoa, Chordata, Aves, Piciformes, Indicatoridae.
AUGGCAGCAACCGCGGAGCUGCUGCCUCCUUCUAAAUCCCAAUAACUCAUCCCGGCGCCUGGAAUUUUCAUGGGGGUCUGCUUUGUCCUCCACAGACACCCUCUGUUCCCACUGCUGACUCUGCUUUUUGAGAAGUGUGAGCAGGCCACACAGGGCUCUGAGUGCAUCACCUCCGCCAGCUUCGACGUUGACAUCGAGAACUUCGUCCAUCAGCAGGAGCAGGAGCACAAACCCUUCUUCAGUGAUGACCCUGAGCUGGACAACCUGAUGGUGAAGGCGAUCCAGGUGCUGCGCAUCCAUCUCCUGGAACUGGAGAAGGUCAAUGAGUUGUGCAAGGACUUUUGCAACCGCUACAUCACCUGCCUCAAAACCAAGAUGCACAGUGACAACCUACUCAGGAACGACCUGGGGGGGCCCUACUCUCCCAACCCCUCCUCCAUCAGCCUCCACCCCCAGUUGGGAGAAGGAAAUUUGUGUCUCAAGCGCAGUGCGAAAGCAGAAGGAGAUGCCCAAGGACUGCAGGAGUAUCAGCAGCAGUGGCCAAACCAGGAGUAG